Messenger RNA from Onychomys torridus (southern grasshopper mouse), 2137 nucleotides. It is a transcript of the gene Kiz, whose product is annotated as kizuna centrosomal protein. Gene Ontology annotation, cellular component: centrosome. The transcript has 13 exons. The record is from RefSeq and is a predicted model, not a curated record. The coding region runs from base 83 to 2101 and encodes 672 amino acids. Gene Ontology annotation, biological process: spindle organization. NCBI's taxonomy places the organism in Eukaryota, Metazoa, Chordata, Mammalia, Rodentia, Cricetidae.
GCGGCCUGGCUCCUUGUUUACCCGCGGUGCAUGUCGGGGCGGUCUCCUUUGGCAACGCCGGCCCUCGCGCUGACCCGGGGCGAUGCCGCGAGGGCGCGGUGGCGGAACCGUGCGCCAGAUCCCCGCCGCGUCCGCGCCCUUGGCGAGUCCCAGCUACUACAAAAGGGUGGGCCAGCUCCAGCAGGCGCUGCGGGACAGUGAAAAGAAGAGAUUUGACCUGGAAGACAAGCUUUAUGAAUACAAUAAGUCUGAUAAGUGCAGAGCUAAGCUGAAAUGUGCAAAACUAAAGAAAUACCUGAAGGAAAUAUGUGAAUCUGAAAGGAGGGCUCAUGUCCGAAACCAAGGAUAUUUGAAGAAGUUCGAGUGUGUCCAGACUUAUGUUGAACACUUGACCACAAAUACAGAGAAGCUUCAAAAACUGAAGACUGACUAUGAGGCUGAAAUAAAGAAGAUGCACCUACUGUUAAAAGACAGCCUGGGAAUGAAAGAUGAAGACAGAGAAAAGGAUGCAGUGCAGGCAGGAAUUAACUCAGGGACACCCAUGUCAAGAGGAUUGUAUCAACCAGCAACAAUCUUUAUGGGCCGCCAGAUGUCAGCCAUCUCAAGCAUUGAUGAUUUCAGUACAGAGCAGAAAUCUAACCAACCCACAAAGAACUGUUCAAUUCCUGACCCACAUUCACACCAACAGACAGCCCAGAGCAGCUGUGUGACAGACAGCUGUGUAGUACAAACUAAUAGUGACACACAGUUCUUAAAUAAGUCUGACAAAAUAGAUGGAAAGACAUCUCUUCAGAUUGGUGAGAAAACGCCAGUCACAAGCCAUGUAUUGUCUGAGGAAGAACAAACUCAUUGCUUGGAGAUAGGGAGCAGCACACGUCACAGCAAGAGUAAUUUAUCUGAAGGCAGAAAGUCUGCUGAACUCCAUUCCUCGUUACAGGAAAGAUUAAGUCCAGAGAACAGAACCACUGAUUUAAAGGGUGACAGUUCCAGCAGAUCAGAGGGAUCAGACGGAGAAAUACUGACACAAGAACAUAUUGAAGUCGGGGAAGAAAAAGCUAGGCCGCCAGUCCCCGUGCUAUCAGUUUCAGAACACCGUGCAUCUGCAAAUAAGUGGGCUGGAGAGAGGCAUUCUGCUUGGGAAGGUUUCUCAGAUGCUCUUGCUCAUGGGGACCCAAAGUCACAAAAGGCCUUUCUGAAAAUGCAGGAGGAGCAGGAGGAGGAGGAAAGUUCAUGCAGCAGCAGUGACCUCACAGUUUCUCUAAGUGAAGAUGAUCUCAUUUUGGAGAAUCUGGAGUCACUGCCAAAUCCAGGAGCCAAGAUGAAGGGUGAAGAUGGAAGGCAGGCCUCACGAUCAGUCUACACUGAGCAGCAAAGAGAUCCCUUCUUCACUGAUUAUGGUUUUCACAUCCAAAGCCUUCCUGAUUCAGAAAAGGAGUCCUCCCCAGACUCACCAAGACAAUCUGAACAAGUACCAGGUUGGCACUUAUUGAAGACACAAGGACAGUGUAUGAAGGAACGUGAUAAUUCUCCUAAAGAAGAGGCCACAGCAUUAUUGAAAAAAGUCCUUACAGAAGAAUGUGACCAUAGGUCAGCUAUUCACAGCAAUGAAUCAUCUUGCAGCAUGCCAUCUAUUCUGAAUGACAAUAAUGGAAUAAAGGAAGCAAAACCCGCUCUGCGGCUCAACAGUGUUCUUACAAGGGAACAAGAAGUUUCAAGUGGCUGUGGAGAUGAGAGCAAGGAAGAAAGCAUAGCUGCAACCCCAGUCACAGAGACAAAAGCCUACCAGUUACUGAAGAAAUCUACCCUUCAGGAUAAUUCGAAUCAACAUGAAGAGAAGUUUGAAAGUCAAUUUUCAAGUUUGGAUAUCGGCAGCAGCGCAUUCAAGACAAAGGCGGCCCACAAAAUCGCUUCGGAAGCUAGUUUUUCAUCUAGUAAAGGAAGUCCUUUGUCAAGGCAUGAAAACAAAAGGGACCCGGUGGCCACUAUAAAGUCGAAUGCCUUCUGGGGGGAGUCUGAUGACAGUAGCUCUGAAAUUGAAGCUGCUCUUCGCCCUAGAGACCAGAACAUGUCUGAUGACUUUGAUGAUUUUUAUGACACCUAAGCUGUUACAUGCUGGAAAUAAAGUCUUUAAACAAAU